AUGGUGCACACACUUCUGCUGCCCAUCGUGAAGAACAACUCUGGUGUGACACCAGCUGGACAGUGUGGGACCUGGGUAAAGGAGCCUGAGGGAGGGUAUUUCACCUCACCCAACUACCCUGAGAAAUACCCGCCCGAGAGGGAAUGUGUCUAUAUUAUAGAAGCCUCUCCCAGACAAUGCAUCGAGUUGUUCUUCGACGAUGACAAAUAUUCCAUAGAGCCAUCCUGGGAGUGUAAGUUCGACCACAUCGAGGUCCGCGAUGGGCCCUUUGUUUUUUCUCCCAUCCUUGGUCGCUACUGUGGGCAGGAAAGCCCAACAUAUGUCCGCUCCAGUGGGAGGUACCUGUACAUCAAGUUUGUGGCUGAUGGUGAACUGGAGUCCACCGGUUUCUCUGCCCGGUAUAACUUCACACAAGAUCCAGAGUUCACAGGGCUUGGGGAACUGCCAGCUCUGCCAUUUUGUGAGUUUGAGAUGGUAGGUCCGGAGGGCUUUGUAGAAUCCACCCAGAUCACCGUGGAGGGCCGGGCGCUGCAAACUGAGGCUGUAGACUGCAGGUGGUACAUCAAGGCUCCACCAAAAGCCAGGAUCUAUAUGCGUUUCCUGGAGUAUGAGAUGCACAACUCGAACGAGUGCAAACGUAACUUUGUUGCCAUCUACGACGGCAGCAGUUCGGUUGAGCACCUGAAGAAUAAGUUCUGCUCCACGGUGGCCAACGAUGUCAUGCUGGUGUCCUCUUUGGGCGUGGUCAGACUGUGGGCAGAUGAGGGAAGCAGGAAGAGCAAAUUCAGGAUCCUCUUUACAACUUUCCAUGAGCCUCCAUGUGAAGGAGAAACUUUCUUUUGCCAUAGCAACAUGUGCAUCAACCAGACUCUGGUCUGCAACGGGAUCCAGAACUGUGUUUACCCAUGGGACGAGAAUCAUUGCAAAGAAAAGAGGAAAGCCAGUAUCCUGGACACACUGGACAGCACUAACCUCGCUAUCAUCGGAGUUACCUGUGGCCUGGUACUCAUCCUGCUCAUCAUAUCUGUCAUCAUCCAGGUCAAACAGCCUCGCAAGAAAUACAUCAUCCGCAGAGAUGACUUUGACCCUGCCUUCCUCCAUCCUGGUUUUGAUCCUCCUCACUAUGAGCUCUGCACUCUGCGCCGUUCCCCAUCCAGCGACCUGAACGAUGCAGCCAUGGCCGAGGACUAUGAGAAAUUCCACAAGCUCCGCCGCUCCUCCUCCAAAUGCAUCCGCGACCACCAUUGUGGCUCUUUCCCAGGGAGCAUGCACGGCAGUGUCCGCGGUAGCCGCAGCAACCUGAGCAUGAGAGACGCCACCAUCGCUGCCGACGGGGGUGGUUUCGGGCUGCCUCCGGUGAUGGUGAGCCAACAGUCACCGCGUCUCUCCCACCACACCACACCAGCAGGUCGAAGGAGCAUCCUGGUGAUGAAGCAUAGCUAUUCUCAGGAUGGGGCAGAGGGGUACAGGGCGGAGGAGGAGGAGGAUUUGAUGAUGGAUGAUGGUCCCAACACCAGCCAGCACCGCAUGCACCACCAUCAGAUCCACCAUGGCACGUCAGGGCUGGACCACACUGUCCACCGUACACUGUCUAAUGACUUCUAA
This is a messenger RNA of Cottoperca gobio, 1605 nucleotides long. Its product is annotated as neuropilin and tolloid-like protein 1. Bases 1 to 1605 code for a protein of 534 amino acids. The record is from RefSeq and is a predicted model, not a curated record. NCBI's taxonomy places the organism in Eukaryota, Metazoa, Chordata, Actinopteri, Perciformes, Bovichtidae. Gene Ontology annotation, cellular component: postsynaptic density. The transcript is spliced from 9 exons. Gene Ontology annotation, biological process: positive regulation of excitatory postsynaptic potential. Gene Ontology annotation, molecular function: ionotropic glutamate receptor binding.